This is a messenger RNA of Solenopsis invicta (red fire ant), 1321 nucleotides long. RefSeq names its product 17-beta-hydroxysteroid dehydrogenase 13. The transcript has 8 exons. Gene Ontology annotation, cellular component: lipid droplet. Gene Ontology annotation, molecular function: oxidoreductase activity, acting on the CH-OH group of donors, NAD or NADP as acceptor. The record is from RefSeq and is a predicted model, not a curated record. NCBI's taxonomy places the organism in Eukaryota, Metazoa, Arthropoda, Insecta, Hymenoptera, Formicidae. The coding region runs from base 196 to 1104 and encodes 302 amino acids.
CGAUCGUCGUGAAGUAAUCACGCAGCUACAUAACCGAGUUCCUCGCAUGCCUGUUCGCCAGUUCUCACUUUCGUGAGCACGAAGAAAGAUCUCCUACUUAUUGUAUACGUUAGUUUCACGUACAACAGAAAGGCAUAUUGAAAGUGCGUAAAGUGCGUUUUAAAGAUUCUUCAAUUUUUCUUUGCAAAGUUCAUCAUGGAGAUCGUGCAAAUUUUGAUAAACGCGUUGAAGCUUACGUUACAAAUUAUUUACUACAUUUGCCAAAGCGCAUAUUAUAACAUUUUUGGAUUACCGGAGAAAAGCGUGAUUGGUGAGAUUGUUUUGAUAACAGGUGCUGGUCAUGGCAUAGGAAAGCAAUUGGCAAUUCAAUAUGCGCACUUGGGUGCUAUAGUGGUAUGCUUCGAUAUUAAUAAGCAGACAAACGAAGAAACGGCAAAGGAAAUUAAAGCAACUGGAAGAAAUGCGUAUGCAUAUCAAUGUGAUGUAACUAAAAGAGAAGAUGUUUUGGCAAUAGCCAAAAAAGUAAAGGAAGAGGUCGGCGACGUUACAAUAUUAAUUAACAAUGCCGGUAUAAUGCCAUGUCACAAUUUCCUAGAUCAUACUGCCGAUUCAAUCAUAAAAUCUGUCAACGUUAAUGUGCUAGCACAUUUUUGGAUGCUCCAAGCAUUUUUACCAAGUAUGAUUGAAAAAAAUCAUGGUCACGUUGUUGCACUUUCAUCAAUAGCAGGAUUAGUAGGACUUCCUAAUUUAGUUCCUUAUUCCGCCACAAAAUAUGCAGUCCUAGGUUUGAUGGAAGCACUUGAGGACGAAUUAACAAUGAACAGUAAGGGAGAAUCGUUAAUCAAAUUCACUACCAUCUUUCCUUACAUGGUAAAUACGGGACUCUGCAAAAAACCAAAAGUAAAUAAGAUAUUGAAAAAAUUCGUAUCGUUAUGCACAGCGGAAGAUACGGCUAAACAAAUAAUUAAAUCGCAAAGACAAAAUAUAAGAAAAAGAUCUAUACCAUCAUUUUGGUUAUCAUUCGUGUCAUAUAUGAGACUUUUACCCGAGAAAGCAAUAAAAUGUGUAAAUAAUUUUAUUGAUUGUGGAGUCGAACCUGAUUAAUAUAAGAAUCUUAUAAUUGCAUUUCAUAAAAUUUUUAAGGAUUUGUUUUGAAAACUAUAAUCUCAGAAUAAGUUUUUUUCCAAAUGCAUUAUUAAUGUUAAAUAUGUAAUUAAAAUAUGUUUAAUAAGAGAAAUAAUGAUAAAAAUAGUGAUAAAAAUAGAUCUUAAGAAAGAAAAACAGUCAUCAAUAAAAUACCAAAGUUUAUUUUAAUUGUUAG